Messenger RNA from Acipenser ruthenus (sterlet), 2176 nucleotides. It is a transcript of the gene bco1, whose product is annotated as beta-carotene oxygenase 1. Gene Ontology annotation, biological process: retinal metabolic process; carotene catabolic process. Bases 97 to 1665 code for a protein of 522 amino acids. NCBI's taxonomy places the organism in Eukaryota, Metazoa, Chordata, Actinopteri, Acipenseriformes, Acipenseridae. The transcript is spliced from 11 exons. Gene Ontology annotation, molecular function: beta-carotene 15,15'-dioxygenase activity; carotenoid dioxygenase activity. The record is from RefSeq and is a predicted model, not a curated record.
UGUGUAUAUAUAGCAAGGAAUGCACAACAAAGCAAACUCUGGAGUAAAACAAAAACCAAGAAGUAACCAAUAAGUAGCAUACUGUGACUACAGAAAAUGCAGUAUGCUUACAACAAGAACAGGGAGGAAGUACCCGAACCUAUUAAAGCUGAUGUUCAAGGCUCUCUCCCAGCAUGGUUACAGGGCACCCUCCUGCGCAAUGGACCGGGUCUGUUUUCUGUGGGGGAGACCAGCUACAACCACUGGUUCGACGGAAUGGCCCUGCUGCACAGCUUCACUUUUAAAGAGGGUGAAGUUUACUAUCGGAGUAAAUACCUGCGUGGAGACACCUACAAGUGUAACAUGGAAGCCAACAGAAUAGUGGUGUCUGAAAUGGGUACCAUGGCUUAUCCAGAUCCCUGCAAAAAUAUCUUCUCCAAAGCAUUCACCUAUCUUUCCCACACUAUCCCAGACUUUACUGAUAACUGUGUAACCAAUAUUAUUAAAUACGGGGAGGAUUAUUAUGCCACAUCAGAGACUAACUAUAUCCGGAAAAUUGAUCCAUACACCCUUGAAACGCAGGAGAAGGUGGACUACAUGAAAUACAUUACUGUGAAUUUAAUAACCUCCCACCCACAUUAUGACAAACAGGGGAAUACUUACAAUAUGGGAACCUCUAUUGCAGACAAGGGAAAGACCAGAUAUACUAUCUUCAAGGUCCCUCCAAAAGCAGACGACAGUGCCAAGAAGAAGCUGUGCUUGAAGAACCUAGAGGUGGUGUGUUCCAUCCCCUGCCGCUCCCUCCUCCACCCCAGUUACUACCACAGCUUUGGGAUGACUGACAAUUACAUCAUCUUCAUCGAGCAGCCCUUCAAGCUGGACAUACUUAAGAUGGCCACAGCUUACUUCAGAGGGGUCAACUGGGCAAGCUGUCUCCAGUUUGAUGCAGAUGACAAUACAUUAAUCCACCUGAUUGACAGAAGGACGCAGAAGCCUGUGCCCACGAAGUUCUACACGGAUGCACUGGUGGUCUACCAUCACGUCAAUGCCUAUGAAGAGGACGGCCACGUUGUGUGUGACAUCAUCGCAUACAAGGACAGCAGUCUGUACGACAUGUUCUACCUGGCUAACCUGCAGGAGCCUCUUAAGAAUAAUAAGCUCUCCUCUAAGCCAAGCUGCAGGAGAUUUGUCCUCCCACUGCAAUCUGAAAAGGAUGCAGCGAUUGGCAAUGACCUGGUGAAAUUGAAGUCCACUACAGCCACUGCAGUGAAGGAGAAGGAGGGCAGCUUGUUCUGCCAUCCUGAAAUACUCUGUGAAGGAGCUGAGCUACCACGCAUUAACUAUGAUUUUAAUGGAAAGAAGCACAGAUAUGUCUACAUAACUGGGGUUGAACUAACACCUGUGCCUACAGUGGUCAUGAAGUUUGACGUUGACACGAGGCAGAUGCUGGAGUGGAAGGAGGAUAAUUGCUGGCCGUCAGAACUCGUCUUUGUCCCUUCUCCAAAUGCCACCGAUGAGGAUGAUGGUGUUGUUUUGUCAGUGGUUGUCUGCCCGGAUCCUAACAAAGCUGCCUUCUUACUGGUCUUGGAUGCCAAGACUUUCAAAGAGAUUGCCCGUGCAUCUGUGGACGUGGACAUGCACGUUGACAUGCAUGGCUACUUCAUCCCCCCGUGCCCACAAGAAUGAGACCCCACUACCCACACAACUAUCUUCUAUUAAAACCAAAGAGCAGAGCUUGAGUUGGUAUGGUCCUGCAAAGAGCUGAAAAUAAGUUCUGCAACAGCACAUAACGUUGCUGUGUAGACAGGCUUACUCUUACCAAGUAGCACAAUGGUGGGAGAUAUUAUUGUAAUUCUACCGCAAUAACAUUUUUUAGUUGCCAUAACAAUGUUAACACACAUGUGAUCCACUGCAGUGCCAUAGCACCAUAUCAAUACCAGACAGAAUACUAGUGUAUCAGAAAUGUUGCCAUUGCUGAUAAUGCUUUGCUCUGUUAUGGUUUCCUCGGGGUGAUUUGGGAUUUUAAUAACUUUGAUGUAAAAGUACAGUCGAUUCUUGUUAUGUGUUGAUUCCAUGUACAGCUGAUUCUUGAAUUUCAAGGGAUCAUCUAAAAAUUCCUUUUAUCAGGGUACUAUGCCAAAUGCCUUAGAGAAGUGUACACUGAUAAAAUAUUAUACACUGAUUCUGUACUGACAGC